AUGAAGUUUAAAAAGCACAUAAAUAACAUCAUAGACAAGGCGUUUAAAACGGACUUCACUUCCUUCAUCGGAUUCGUCUGCUUCGUCAUUAUGAUAAUACUGACGAGCGUUUUGGUAGUGCACACGAUUUAUAAGUUCAUAAAUAACCCUGUGCCGACAGCCGGCGCGCAGGAGAAAAAAAAAACCCAGUGA
This is a messenger RNA of Plasmodium fragile, 192 nucleotides long. RefSeq lists its product as uncharacterized. The transcript is spliced from 2 exons. NCBI's taxonomy places the organism in Eukaryota, Apicomplexa, Aconoidasida, Haemosporida, Plasmodiidae. The coding region runs from base 1 to 192 and encodes 63 amino acids. The record is from RefSeq and is a predicted model, not a curated record.